AUGCUCCGAGAUCCGCCGUCCUUGGGCGGGGUCCGUGUCGGGUCCGUCUCUGACGCGACACUCCUCUCGUCCCUUUUGAACGCAAGCUCGCUCGAGGACGAGCCGGACACCGUGCGGUGGAGAGGCGACCCGUGCAUCAUCCUGCCGCACGCGCUCUGGCGGCCGAGUGUCGAGCCGCUCCUCCGCUGCAUCUACUCGCCCGACGCCACAGAGUACUUUGCGCUCGGCGUCGCGCACUGCGCCCUGUACUUCGACGUCGGCGGCCCCUUCUUUGCAACCUUCUACCGCAAGGUCGCGUCCCGCCGCUCCCUCCUCUGCCGUUCCGCGCCGCCGGUCGGCGCGAGCGGCGGCGGCAGCCGCGGCGGCGGCGGCGGCAGCGGGGCCGGCGCCGCGAGCGCCGACGUCGACAGCGACGAGUUCCUCUUCUCGCCGCUGCACGAUGCCGAGGUGUGGCGUACGAUCCACGAGGCUGCCCUCGCCGCGGCGCAGUCGGAGGCGGCGAUGGCGGCGGCGGCCGAGGCGGCGGCGGCCGAGGCGGCGGUGGAGGGGGCGGCGGUGGAGGGGGCGGAGCCGCAGGGUGGCAGCGGCGUGCGGUGCGAGGCCGCUUCCUCGCUCGCGGGCGCGGCGGCCGACGUGGCAGAGGGUAGCAGCAGCGCGGGAGGAGGCACGGGGGGCGGGGCUGGCGCCGGCGCGAGCGCGGGGCCGAGCGCAGGGCCCUCCGGGGCGGGGCGCGAGGGAGACCUUGCAAAGAAGCGGCGGAGGCUGAUCUGA
This is a messenger RNA of Emiliania huxleyi CCMP1516, 771 nucleotides long. RefSeq lists its product as hypothetical. The record is from RefSeq and is a predicted model, not a curated record. Lineage: Eukaryota; Haptophyta; Isochrysidales; Noelaerhabdaceae. The coding region runs from base 1 to 771 and encodes 256 amino acids. The transcript is spliced from 5 exons.